UCACCCUGUAUAAUAGAAAGAGUUAAUUGUAAUAGAGAGGUAAAGUCUAAAAAGGUGCCUCUAGUUUCAUAGCUGAAACAGAUGGAGCGCCAUCUGUUUUAGCUUUAAAAGUACAGCGGUACUGCGCCACAAUGUUUUGUGAUCACUAAAUUGCCAAACAACUUUGGCAAAUAGAGUUGAAAUUCGAUGACUAAAAUGAGUUUUUAUUGCUUUAGUUGUACUUUUGUGUAGGUAUAUGACAGUGACCAGGCAAUUGAGACGUGCAGGGUAGUCAUAAAUACUAUAAAUAGCAGUAUAUAGGUGAUAGAUAUCAUAUCAUACGUAUAAAGCUAAAAUUGAAAAAUGGUAUACAGCGCCACCUACAACAAUGAUGACUGUUGUGUUGUAUGAAAAAUUAAAAAUUGUCCCGAACAUGUAUCUGCUUUUAAUAGGCUUGGAAUGUUACAUAAAUUGUAACAUAUAUCACGAGUAAGUACUUAAGUGGGUAUUAGAUAGUCAUUAUCAUUGCAUAAUUAUAAGAUUAAAUCUAUCAAACAACAAUCACGAUCACGCAAUCCGCACUCAAUAUAUAUAGGUUAUCAUUAUCAGUCUCCUGGUUAUCUAGAUUAAACAGUCGACAUCAUGAGUUUCUCCGGUAAAGUUGUCCUGGUGACUGGCGCGAGCUCGGGCAUCGGCGCGGCUGCCGUAGUGCUGUUCGCUAAACAAGGGGCGUGUGUCGCGCUCGUAGGCCGGAACGAAGCCAAACUCAACGUCGUCGCUCAACAGUGUGCGCAGCACGGACCACAACCCCUCGUCAUCAAAGCUGACGUUGCAGACGAACGCGAGGCCAGCUCCAUAGUCCAACAAACCAUAGAAACAUUCGGAAAAUUAGACAUUCUCAUCAACAACGCCGGCACUUCCAGGCAAGGCGCGUCGUUACUCGAAGGCAACAUUCUGGAAGCAUACGACGUUGUAAUGAAAACGAAUGUUCGAGCCGCUAUCCAUCUCACAACCCUAGCCGCGCCCCAUUUGAUAAAAACAAAAGGCAACAUCAUUAACACGGGUAGCACUUCGGCUCUUCGCGUUCCUAACGUACUGAGCCUGACAUCAUACUCCGUGUCCAAAGCAGCUUUAGAUCAUUUUACCCGCUGCGCUGCGUUAGAGCUGGCACCGUACGGUGUUAGAGUAAACAGCGUCAACCCAGGCCCAGUGAAGACCGAUAUACUGGAAAACUGCGGAUGGCAAAAUGCAGAUGCCAUAUGGGAGAAUUACAAAAAAAGAACGGCCCUCAAUAGGAUAGGAGAGCCUGAAGAAAUAGCUGAACUGAUGUUGUUUUUGGCCAGUGACAAAGCGAGGAGCAUUACUGGGUCUAUGUACUUAUCUGACAACGGAUAUUUACUUAAACAUUAAUGUUUAUUAACAUGUUUACAUUAAAUACGAAUAUAGUUCACAGUGUGCAGCUGUAUAAGUUAAUAAGUUACUUAAUCAGCUCUAUUACAACUAAAUCAUGUACCUACUUAUUCAGUUUUAUUCUUUACUUGGAGCAAGAAAUCUCACUUCUUUCAGCUAGAGUCCAGCAAGAGCCUAGAUAGCCCUCAUCUCAUUUUACUACAAGUAUAAUAUAGGUACCUACUCUACGUACUGCAGUCAAAAAAGAACGCAAUAACUAAGUCGUAAAAGUUAUACAGAAAACACGCACAUUACUAUUAUAAUAAUCACGGUCCCACUGACCAUGACUUUUGGCCUUGGCAAUUCCGCAUUUCGGACGGGCCCUUUUCCGUUACUUCAGUGCCAGGGCUUAUCUAAGUAUUUCUUACACUGUAUUCUAGCAAUGUUACUUAUUCUCUAGAACACUUAUAACUCAUAAAAAAGUAUAUAUCCGUAUACCUACCUUUUUAAAAUAUCUAAGUAUACGUUGAGAACAUUGGACCGUUCGUGUAAAUGGGGUUGGCCGGUCGUAGUAUUUGACAGAUAGCGCCUGCAUAGCUUGCCCUGACAAUCACUAGAAUUGUGUCAAAUAAGUACUUGUUUUUUUUUUUUUUUUUUUAUGGCCUGGAUGCCAGCCCUUUAAGCCAACUCUCAUAGAACAAAACUAGAGAAAGGGGCAAGCUAUGAUGUCGCCAUCUAUGCAAACCUUUGAUAGUUUCCAAGUCCAUAAGUGCCAUAAUAACAUAA
This is a messenger RNA of Cydia fagiglandana, 2154 nucleotides long. RefSeq lists its product as uncharacterized. Gene Ontology annotation, molecular function: oxidoreductase activity. The transcript has a single exon. Bases 622 to 1389 code for a protein of 255 amino acids. The record is from RefSeq and is a predicted model, not a curated record. NCBI's taxonomy places the organism in Eukaryota, Metazoa, Arthropoda, Insecta, Lepidoptera, Tortricidae.